AUGCUGCUCUACAGCCUAGCUGCAUACGCAGAGCAGAUACAACUCAAAUACCAGAAAUUUUCCACAUUCAACUCUCGCGCUCGCAACACUGAAGUCGCCAAGGGCAAGACUGCCCAGACUGACCCAUAUUGGAACCCCACGACCCAAUGCUCCGCCCUCGACCAUGUGCAACUCCUCGAAAGCCAGAUAAAGUCGCACAACAAGGAGAUCACUAGCUGCAACAAGAUCGAAAAGAUCCAAGCUGAGAUCGUCCCCAUUCCUCAAGUGCUCUUCGGCCACUACAAGCCCAAGCGAGACAAGCUCGAGCAAAGCCGUCAGGCAGCGUGGCAACCACGCGCAAAAGAGCGGGAAAAGUCAAAGAAAGCUGCAGAGGAGGUAGUAAAGGCGGAGCAAAACAAGCAAGACAGGUCAAAGAAGCUGAGAGCCUAUCACGACGAUUUCGAUACGUAUACAGGCACAGCACGCGACUCUUCGUCCCGGCCUUCUUCAUCUCGCACAGUCGUAUCUUCAGAGAAGCUCCCAGAGAAUCCACAGCAGAGCACGACUUUGAAGCGCAAGCGCAGCGAAGAUCAGCAACAGCCAGUAGAGAUUCCAACAGUAAAGAAGGCCAAAGCCAGCAACAUCUCGACCGGCUUCAGUGCAGAGAAGCUUGCCACACUUGGACGCAUCCCAAAGAAGUCAAAGUCUCCAGCAGAGGAGGAGACUCACGCCAUAUCGCCACCAAAGGCCAACAAGCGCAAGCGACCAGCGCACGACGGACUGGACGAGAUGGCUCCAAAGCGGCGCAACACUGCGGCAUCGAAGGCAUCACCAAAACCAGAGUCCACGCCCCAGCCCAGAGAGAGUGCGCCCAGACGUAGCGCCAGACUCAAAGUGGGAACUGCCAGCAAGAAGACGGUCACGUUCUCGGCAUCGCCCCAGGGUGAAGAACAAGUGGUGGAGAUGAACUGCGGUUUCAAGCGAAGCUUCGAUACCAUCGGCGACCUGGAGUUCAUCGAGCAUGAGCUGAAUUGCGCGCAGUGCCGCAAGGAGACCUGCAAGCCGAAUGGUUUCCUUGGCUUGAGUGACAGAGGCGCUUUCAACAGCGCUCUUCAAUUGCUCGAUGCUGCGCUCAUUGAUGAGCAAGUCACUGCAUUGAUCGGAGACAGUACUCCAAACGACUACGGUCUAGCCGAGAAGGAGAGCAUUUCGUACGUCAUAGUGCGAAACAAGGCACGGAGAGCCAGCUUCGAAGGGAAGAUCGCCGACGCACGCAGCCAGCUUCAAGCGCUAUCCAAAGAGGAUAUUCUUCUCGCCCCCUACGUCGGCCAGGCGUUGCAGAAGGUGCGAGGUGAAGACGAUCGCGAAGUCAGCACACUGCUGGCACAGAUGUCGUUCGAAGUGAAGGUGGAGAAAGUGGCCGCAAAUGCCACCUACUGCCUCCACAAGAUCCUGGCAAUCCUGAUUGAAGAGCACCCGACUCUUCGCAAAGUCUUCGAGGUCAGAUUGAAGACGACCAGGAAGUGCUCCAGCAGUGACUGCCGGUCCAUCCCAAAGGAGGAGAUCACUGCCGACCUGGCCAUGCGUCUUCAAGCAAGAGACCCAGAGAUGGAGAUCAUCGUGGAAGACGGCGAGGAGCUAGAGGCAGAGGUCAAGUUCACCAUGCGGGACUUGAUCGCGGAGGCUGUGGCCGGCGGCAGCACGGGGGACGAAGAGGUGGAGUGUCAGAGCUGCGGGACUGGCGGUGCUGUGGUGAUGACCAAAGAGGUUACCAGGUAUCCAUCCAGUCUCGUCAUCUCAAUUGACCACAGCACGAGUUCUGAGAUGGCUGCGCUUGACAUGGACGGCAUCAAGGUCAACGAGAAGGUGUACCGCACGGAGGCCGUGGUACAUAAGGAGAAGACCGGUGCCUUUGUGAGCUUUCGUCGGACUGGCGACUCUUGGUGGAGGAUGAGAGAUGAGGACGUGGAUCAGGUCAGGGCCUUCCAGGUUCAAGACCACGUCCGUGGACAGUGGGUACUUGCUCUGCUGAAGCAGAAAACAACACCACACGUCGCACCCCUCAUCAUGGCACCUGCAAUGCGGGCGCAACUCCCGGCGAUGCCCCUGACGGACGGCGGCAUUAAGUACGAGAAGCGUCUCCGCGACAUCCAAGCGGGCAAAGCCAAGUUCAGCGAAAAGAACACCUCGCAGCGCAUCAAGGCUUUCAGGACUGCCGUGGAUGUUGCAAAGAACACGGUCGUGAAAGAAGAGCGCCUGGUCAAGUACAAGCAAGGCCGCAUCGACAAGAACGACGAGGUCGCAAAGGCUUACAAGGAAGCCAACGACAGACUCGCCGCAGCGAGGGCCACUGCGCAAGACUCAACCGGCUACAACCCCUUCGCCAAGAGAAGCGCCAACGCCCCCAAGCCCAAGAUCACCAAGAAGACUGUGAGAGUACCACUCGCACAGCAACCAGGUGCCAUCAACCGUCCUGUGCAGCGCAAGCAGGCCUCAGGCAAGGACGUGACGCAGAGACUGACGCAGGAUGCUGGUAUCCAGAAGAACUCCAGCAACCGCGAUGCAAAGAAGAACGUGGCGAAGAAAGUCACGCAGAAGGAGAUGAGCGAGGAGGAGGUCGAGAACAAGGGCAAGGAGAGCGCUCUCGAGGCGGACGCAGCCAAGUCUGCAAAGAAGCGCAAACUCACCGAGUCCGCCGGCCAGGAAGAGCAGGGACCAUCGAAGAAGGCUCGUUCAAGCCCAGAGCUGACCGAGGAGAAGACCGAGUCGAAGCCAUCGGCCGCGCAAACCAAGAAGGCGCAAACCACCUCGACCACCGCUCCACGCAAGGCAAAGAAGAGUGUGAAAAAGCUUGCUCCGGUGGCUCUCUUUUCGGAUUCUGAGAGCGAAGACGGUCCUGAUGGCGACUCCGAGAUGCUGGGCGACAGAGACCUGGAAGCAUGCGAGACUGGCACAGCCAGCAAGCAUGAUGCCGAGAAAGCAGCCACAAGUGCCAGCGCCAACAAAAAGCGCAAAGCCGAUCAGCCUCUCGAAGAUGAAGGCUUCCGCGCAACAAAGAAGGCCCAGCAAUCCUCUGAGGCAGACCUGGCGAAGGCUGGAGAUGAGCCCACCUCCCAGGCAUCGAAGGCAAACGGCAGUGGCAGCAGCGAGCCAAAGCCUGUUGUCGCUCAAGGCGAGCAGCAAGAGGAAGUGGACGAUGGCGGCCGCUGGAGAGAAGUGGAUCAAGGCCUCAAGGAGCCCGAGAGCAUCUUCGAGGCCGCCUCCUCUCGCUCCCUGAACACAAGCGAUGAGGCUCACCAGCUACGCGGCCUUCUCAACUCGCAAAAUGCAUGCUUUGCGAAUUCGGCAGUCCAGGUGUUGAAUUCCGUGCUCUCGGACGAGCAAGUCGAGACGCUGAGAGGCGAGGCUGACCUCUCACUGUUCGGCAUUGACUACAAGAAGCUGAUGCAGACGACCGACAAGCCGGGACAAGAGCCGCCAAAGAUCCAAGACUUGCGGACCAACAUCAGCGCCACCGCAGCCAUCUACGGAAACAUCAAGGUCGCCCCAUACCUUGGCCAGCUGCUCAUUGACUUGCGCGAUAGGGCAAGCCACAAGAGCAAGAAGAACGAAGGCGAGCAGUUUGUCACGCCCGUUCUUUUCCAGCAAGUCUUCGCCUAUGGCUGCGGCGAAGCCGACGCCAGACUGAGGUUCAAGUGCUCGACCCAGGAAGAUAGCCAGGAGUACUUGAUGGAGGUCAUCAAUGCCCUCGUCGAGGAAGGGCACACCUUCGUCCGCGACCUCUUCAAGAUCGGAAAGACGACCACGAAGAAGUGCACCGCUUGUGGAAAUGAGUCGACUCAAGAAGACUCUGACAAGGACUCAGACAUCACCAUCUCGGUGAUGCCGUCAAAGAGCAAGUCGAAGCUCGCUGACCUGCUCGACGAGAAACUCCAUGAGACAAGCCGACCUCAGGGAUGCAAGUGCGAGAAAUGCGGUGUCAGCGACGCACGCGAGAACGUCAGCUCAAUCACCAAGCUGUCUGAUGAUGUCCUUGUCCACGUGGAACGCACCGGCAGCGAGAAGAAGGAGACCGAGGCAGCAGCUCGGAUCUUCAAAGACAAGACUGUCGUCGAGUGGGCCGCCGAAGGCACCCAGUUCCAAUUUGGCGACGAUCAGUACGAGGUCGCUGCCGUCAUUCGCCAUGAGGGCAGCAAGUCGACUGCGGGCCACUACGAUGCUUUUGUCAAGCAUGACAACAACUGGAACCAGUUGAACGACCAGAUCGUGAAGCAAGACAUCUCGACAAAGCAGAUGGCCGACGGCAUCAAGGGACAGUGCGCCGUCAUCCUCCUUCGCAAGUUGGCCCAGUAG
Messenger RNA from Zasmidium cellare ATCC 36951, 4332 nucleotides. RefSeq lists its product as uncharacterized. Gene Ontology annotation, molecular function: cysteine-type endopeptidase activity; cysteine-type deubiquitinase activity. Bases 1 to 4332 code for a protein of 1443 amino acids. Gene Ontology annotation, biological process: protein deubiquitination. Lineage: Eukaryota; Fungi; Ascomycota; Dothideomycetes; Mycosphaerellales; Mycosphaerellaceae. The record is from RefSeq and is a predicted model, not a curated record. Gene Ontology annotation, cellular component: cytosol; nucleus. The transcript has 8 exons.